Austrofundulus limnaeus is the source of this 5273-nucleotide messenger RNA. RefSeq names its product tumor protein p53 binding protein, 1 (gene tp53bp1). Gene Ontology annotation, cellular component: nucleus. The transcript has 29 exons. Gene Ontology annotation, molecular function: histone binding. Gene Ontology annotation, biological process: positive regulation of transcription by RNA polymerase II; DNA damage checkpoint signaling. Lineage: Eukaryota; Metazoa; Chordata; Actinopteri; Cyprinodontiformes; Rivulidae. The coding region runs from base 15 to 5156 and encodes 1713 amino acids. The record is from RefSeq and is a predicted model, not a curated record.
CGCGAGGCAGACGGAUGAGGGCURACAAUAACAACAACCCGUCUCCUGUCCUUGGCCUGACUGACUUCAUGGAUCCUAGUGGAAGUGAACUGGACUCCAGCCUGCCUCAGCCGGAGAAUCCGUGCCUGAUAGUGGAGGACUCUCAGCCCGACAGCGUCGCUCUGGAGGACGACCCGGAGAGCAGCUAUCGAGCACUGCUGGCCCGACGCCUGUCCAGUCUGCAGCCCACCGCCCGCAGCCCGGUGCUGGAGCUGAUAUCGUCACCACGAGGAAGCAGAUUCUCUCAGACUGACAGCCAGUCAGAGAGCAACAACCAGACUGAACCAGGUGUUUCAUCUCCAGCUGACCCUAACUCGCCUCUACAGGAAGAAAGUCAAGUUAUCAACAUCUGCCCCCCUCCAUACAGGAAAAGGUGUGCAGCAGAGGAUUCUGAAAUGGAUCCUGGAGCUGAUUCUACAACAAACUGCAUUCAGUCUGAAGAGGGAACUUCUCAGUUUGGGUUUCUGGAGCUUUCUCAGAGUCAGGACCUUCAGGCAAACGAAGACGUGGUUCUUCAGCUGAACAGUGAGAGGCAAAGAAAAUCAGCAGAGCAGGACAUCAGCUCCAGAACUUCAGAGAGUCAGGAUCACAAAGCAGCGAGGUUUGAGGUGAGCUCUAGCAGCUCCUCUGAAUCUCUGGGUCAGCCAGGCCGCAAACUGAGUGUCCAGGUUCUGCUGCACUCUCAGAACCUCCAGUCCUCUACAGACCAGGACCACCAGGACUGUGAGAUCCUGUCCUCACAAGAGGACCUGUUUGAUGCUGAUAAGUCAGUGGACAGCACAGUAUCUGAACCGGAGCAGCGGAGUCGCCCCACCCCGACACCCUCUCACACCCUUCACCUGCUGCAUYUGUCGGGUCAGGGAACACUGGUGCAGGAAAGUCUGUCUCAGAGCUCUGUGGAUUAUGUCGCCCCCACACCAGACAACUUCCCUCACACUCCGUUAAUUGUCUCAAGCUCACCGACUGAAGCAGAAAAUGAACGUGAUGAACCGAUGGACACUUCUCUUCCCCCAGACGAGCCAGCGGGGGAAAAGGAAGAGCCGAUGGAAACAGAGGCCGCUUCGAAGCCACACUCAUCUACCUCUGCUCCUGUAUCCCAGAAUGCAUCUGGUCUAGUGUUGGGCCCAACGCUGUCUGUACCAUCCCAGCCAGAAUUAUCACAUGAUGUGUUUGUCCCAACACAGAGUUCAGUAUCUUCACAGCAGUCCGAUAAGAAAUCAGCAUCAUUGCCUUGUCAGUCACAGUCUCAGCAGCAGGAGUGUGCUUCAUUCAGCUCACCGCUGCAGCUGUCAGUGAACACGGACAGCUGUAAUCCCUGUAACCCACAUCUGAAGAGCCCAGAGCGGAUCGAGGAGGACAGCCAGGCCACGCAGAUCGAAGAGUUUACAGAUCUGCCAGCUGUUGACACCAGUGACUCUGUGACUUCACGUCCUAAUCAGAAAAAUGAGAGCAAUGCCGUUCUCUCAGAGUCACAAAMCACAAGUUCCAAACCUUUUAUGUCUGCUGAAACGCUGAAGCAGCAGAACGAACGCAGCAGAACCCACCCGUCAAAUCAGAAUUCUGACCAGCACAAAGAGGCAGAAUCUCCUCUGAGUGAACAAAACAUGAAUGUAAAAGAUGCAAAGAGCAGCAUCAGCCCUUCCUGUGAUCWGACAGCUAACAGCUGUGUGCCAGAAACCCCCUGUGACAACACACCCUGCAGUUUGCCUUCAAAGCUAGGGAUUUCUCAGUCUGCUGUGGGUGCUGUGAAGUCCGAAAGCCUGAGAGCAGAACCAGCRAGGAGUCUGCCUACAGGACAGCAGCUGGAAGCAGUUAGUAGCAGCCCGACACUUAAAGACRGGAGAGACGAGUGUGAGCAGGGUGAUGUGGAAGAGGAGGAAGUGAUGGAGCAGGAGAAGAUGGAUGGAGCUUCAGGAAYUGCUCUGGUUCUCUCUCAGAGCCAGCUGGUGUCUCCUGAACCAAUGGAGGAGGAGGACAGCCAAGACCUGAAUGAAAACAGUGUCAUUAUUGUAGGAGAAGRUGAGAAGGAUGUCCCCCCACAGACAAAAAUCCACCACUCUCAGCCAGUCAGAGGCAAGCCAUCGGUCUCUGCUAAUGGCCACAAAUCCCAAACUGAGGAGCCAGAGGCAGAUGCUGCAGCUGAUGGGCCGUCCCAGGUGGAGAAUGUCCAGCAUGAACCAGAGGGCAUCAAAGACAGAAGCAUGAGUGAAAGCUCCGGAGAAAUUUCUUUUCACUUCACRCUUCCUAAAGAAGGGGAGUUGAUCACUCCUGCCAUUGGUGCCACGCCACCUCUGAUCACCCAGCUGAAGCAGACACUGAGACACAGCACUCCCAUCGAAAUCGCCUCUUUUUCUGAAAAGUCUGAUGUGGCUGAUGUCUCUGCAGAGGUGGCGUUGGCUACCAGCGAUGUUGCACCAAGUGAAGAGGAUGCAGCAGAAAAGGGAGACAAGAAGCUGAGUUUGAGAAUGAAGCUAGUGACCCCUGUGGAAGAGGGCAGCUGUGAACGCUUCAGUCUGCAGAAGCCAGUUCUGUCAGAGGAAGAUGGAUUCGUCUCCAAGGUUACCUCCGUCUCCACGGCUGUAACCAGAUGUUGCAGYAGCCCCUCCGUGUUCACACGGGUCCGUCAGGCUCACCGACAGCAGGAGGYGGUAGAGGACGGCCAGCCUGAGAGCAACACCACACCUGUCAGAGGGAAACUCUUUGCCUCCCCACUCAGGAGCUCCCAAGCAUCUUCGCUGGAAUGCAACAGCCUCCCAAACAGCCAGUCAGAGGUUUCACAACACGAUGUGCUGCAGGGGCCGCAGGACAGCAGCAAAGAUCCCUUCAUACCUGGUGACCCACUGGAGGAGAGGAGAGGACCACCUGCAGCUCCAGACCUGAACUCUCCAAACAGCACACAGGUUUCCCACCGGAAGACCAACAAGGACACCACUUCUACUCCAUCCAGCAAGCUUCAGCAGCGGACCAUCUCCCAGCAGACCAGCUUGGACGUGCCAGGCCUGCGCUCACCUCCUGGUCAGGGAGAACCAGAWUCACCUUUGUUUAAAAAACACGCUGCAGUGACCCACCGCAGACAUGUCCGCACYAUCCAGGAGGUACGAACCACCAUCACACGCAUCAUCACAGAUGUGUACUAUGAAGAYGGCAAAGAGGUGGACCGCAGAGUGAGUGAGGAGAGCGAGGAGCCAGUGGUGGACUGUAAAGUGGUGGAUAGUGACAUCUCUCCGAGCCGCACCGGCCACAGCUCUGUGACCUCUGGUGACCUGGGCGACAUCAGCUCUCUGUCAUCCAGAGCCUCUAGCCUUCAGCGCAGUUCCAGUGGAACAAGCAGCAGCACCGGCCUCACCAGGCCGGGCUUCAUUAUGCCCUCCAGCAGAGGGGCCAAAUCCAGCAGUCCCAGGAGGGGAGGUGGGCAUCAACAGAGGGGUCACAGGGGUCAAAGGGCAGGGUCAGUGGUCACAAUGGGCAGAGGCAGCAGCACCUCCGGGUCCCGGGCCUUCAUCCCGCUGGCCCCCAGAGGAAGGGCUAGAAGGGGUCGGCCCCCAUCCCGCUCGUCCCUGUCCAGGGGUGGUGGUGUCGGCUCGCUCCAGAGACUUAGCAGCCAGAUGCACUCCUUCUCGGAGGACGAGCCCUGCACCCAAAUGUUGCCCCCACGUCUCUCUGCCAGCCCCACAGACCCACUCAGCCGUUCGGACUCCCUCAGGUCGUCGCCGGAGGAGGGGACCUCGGCGGGCAGCAGCUUUGUUGGCCUGCGAGUGGUCGCUAAGUGGUCGUCCAAUGGCUUCUUCUACUCGGGCCGCAUCAUGAAGGACGCUGGCGAYGGGAGGUUCCGCCUUCGGUUCGAUGACGGCUACGARUGCGAGGUAGCGGGCAAGGAUAUCCUGCUGUGUGACCCCAUCCCUCUGGAGACGGAGGUCACGGCUCUGCUGGAAGACGAGUACUACAGUAUAGGUGUGGUGAAAGGCCAUAAAACAGAAGGUCAGGAUCUGUUCUACAGCGUGGAGAAGGAUGGCCAGAGGCAGUGGUACAACAGGACAGCAGUCAUCCUGUCUCUGGAGCAGGGAAACAAGCUGAGGGAGCAGCACAGCCUUGGACCCUACGAGCCCACCACUCCAUUGACCAAAGCUUCUGACAUCAGUCUGGAUAACUUGGUGGAGGGGAAGCGAAGGCGCAGAGGAACCCCCGGGGGUCAGAACACACGGAGCCGCAGCCCUCGGACCCCCGGCACCUCCAGCAAAAGGAAGCUGAUGUCCGAGGAGAACCGGACUCCGUCCAAGAGAGGACGCAGAGGAGGCGGAGCCAGAGCUGCUCAGCGGGUCAGCAUGUGCAACACCUCCGGCAGCGGCACAGAUCAGCCGUGUCCAUCAGACGACGUGGCCGAGACCCACGGGCCGCUGCCUCAGAACACGUCUCUGUUCAUGGGCUUCGCCUUCAUGCUGACCGCCUCGUCUGAGAGCGACCGGAUAACCAACAGGGUCUGCAGUGAAGAAGAGGAGGAUUAUGUGCAGACCGGCCCAUACAACAAGGCGUACACAGAGUCCCAGCUGCAGGCAGGUGGAGGCUUCAUCCUGCCAGACUUCAACGAGGAACAGUGUAAGGCAGCUUACCAGAGCCUGCUCAUUGCAGACCAACACUGCCGCACCAGGAAGUACCUGCUGUGUUUGGCCAGCGGCGUGCCCUGCGUCUCUCAUAUUUGGGUGCGAGACUGCUGCAAAGAGAACAAGCUGCUGAACUACAGGAACUACCUGCUGCCGGCCGGCGUGGGCCCGGAUGAUGCCAUCGUGGAAUGGCAUCCUCGCUCCAGCCCAUUCAAGACGCUGCGUGUCCUCCUCGUGUUUGAGAAGCCAGCAGAGCUUUGGGCCCAACUGAUGACCAUGGGUGGGGCUUCUUCUGUCCGACACUUCCAGCCAGACAAGGACAGCCCAGACAUUCCUACUGGAAAGUUCGACGUGGUGGUGACAGACCAUGCCUGUCCACCACUGUUGGAGAAAAAUGUGACAUCACAGGAAAUCCCGCUGGUGUCUCCUGAGUGGCUCGUUCAGAGCCUGAUCUGUGGCGAGCGCCUCGACUUMGUCAGCAGGCCCCAGGACCAUCACAACUCUUCAUCCUCCUUUUAGUCCCAUCCAACAUGUUCCCAAUGCCUUUGAGCUCAGUGUUAGUUCUGUUGCAUGCCUCUGCUGUAUAUAACCUGUCUGUUUUUAUGAAGUAAUAAACUGUGACUUGUUUCAUUUUAA